This is a messenger RNA of Symbiodinium sp. CCMP2592, 1587 nucleotides long. Lineage: Eukaryota; Dinophyceae; Suessiales; Symbiodiniaceae. The record is from the annotation of a GenBank genome assembly.
AUGGUCGGAACAUUCGGAAGUCGGGCUUCAUGCUGCGAGAUUUGCACCUCUGAGCGGGUUAUAUCCCCUGUCUUGGUACUUUCGCUGCAUGGUCUGAUCGUGACGGACGUGGCAUGGCACAGGGCAGAACUUUGGCAAGAUGAUGGCCUGUGGUACCGUUUCCUGCGGCUGCUUGUGCUGCUGACGGUCGCGUGCUACUUGCGCACGUCUCUGACCGAUCCAGGGUUCUUACAAGUGGGUGGCCAGCCAGCCCACACUACAUGCUGCAGUGCGCAAGGCUGCAUGUUGUUAUGCUGCGCUGCGGCGGUUUCAAUGAGUGAAUGGAAGGGAGCUUCCAAAGAGGGAAAACCGAUGAUGCUUCCAGAAGUAGUGGGUGAUGGCUUUGAAAGCGAAAUGAAAGUCCUUCCCAGCGAUGCUGCGUCCUCCAGCCAACUCGACAAUGCAUCUCUGGACUUCGAUUACGACGAGGGCAUCCUGAAAAGGCGAGGACCUGCCGAAGAUUUGGAGGCAGACAACUCACCAGGAACGCAGCUGCGCUGGUGCAAGCGGUGCCAGUUGCACCAACCGCUUCGGACAAAACACUGCCAUGACUGUGGCCGAUGCGUGCGGACCCACGACCACCACUGCCCUUGGAUUGGGAGCUGCGUAGGUGAAAACAACCGAGUGCUCUUCUUCUGGUAUCUCCUGCUGCAGUGUGUUGAGCUUGCUGCCUUCUUUUAUGAGGGCGUGCAGGGCAUUUCCCUGCUGGAGCCGAGCGUGGUUCUUCUCGUUGGCCUCAUCUUCAUAGCUGUCUUCUUCCUCAUGGUAAGCUGUCUGCUCUGCUUCCACACGUUCUUGAUGCUUGCCAACCUGACCACCUGGGAGCACAUCUCGUGGUUGCAAAUCACCUACUUGAAGCCGCUGAAGGCCGACUCUGGCUCGCCGUUCUCCCGCUCCAUCGUCUGGAAUAUGGCAGCCUACUGCUGCGGCCCGCUCUGGUGCCCAGCGUCGCUGAGACGCCUCGCCUCACUUCGGUAUUCUGAGGAGGGCGGCAUCAUCUGGGAGAUGUCAGAGCAGCGUGGCAUGCCAGUUGCCAGCUUGAGCGCGCGGCAAACGCCUCCUCCGGUCCCGGUGACCGAUGAGGCGGAGUUGGAGAAGCUGUCCAUGCUGCGUCGGCUGUCGAGCUCCAAGUCGGAGUCCAGCCUCCGAGCCCGCACUCCGCAGCGCUUGGGAUCCCCUUUGGUGGUCCUGCAAAGCUCCCAGGAGGUUCAACGGAAGCCGACGCUCAGCGCGCGCUCACGGUCGAAUUCAGGGCGAUUGAGCUCGCCGCCAGAUGACGUCGAGCAACCUCGAGAAACUUGCCCCGUGAGCACCUUGUUUAUGGUGGUCCAGGACAUGAUGGCUUUGAAGUACAGCAUGCAGCUGGAUGAGUUUGACUUCGUCAGCAAAGCUAAGGCCCCGCCAGGCUUUCAGGUCGCAAUGAUUCUCGAUAGCCUCGAGUGCGUCAUUCUUCAAGGAGACAUGUCGAUGCCAGUCGUGUGUACGGCACGGAGCAGCGUGGCGAAGAGGGUAGCCAGAUCCUUUGAUGAAGUGUGUCAACCUGGCUAG